CCUGCCUGCGAGAGCGAAGUUUGUUUAGUCCUCGCGCAACCGUCGAGGUAUCACGUGGCGUGUGACGCCUGGUUCAGGGUGAAGCCGAGUUUUUAUUUAUUCCUGAUUUGAAAUCGCUGUCGCGUUCGCGUUUCGAACGGACCGGUGAAGAGGAUCGUCGAUAUUUUUCAGCAGAGCGAGUGAGCAGCGUUGAGAAUAAAGUCAAGACCUUCUCGUAAAGUAAAAAAACAAAAAUAAGAAAUAAAAAUAAAGGAAGGCUUGACGCGUUUGAGAGGCCUUUAUCGCACCUGACGCAUCGACGCAGAAAAACAAAAGACAAUAAUACAAGAUCGAGAAUGGCCGACGCGGAAUUGAGUAACCUUUUAAACAGGAGACAGAGGAUCAACGAGGAACUCGAGGAGGGGAAAGAAGUCAAGAAGGAGUACAAAUACGUGAACGUGUACACGGAAUUCCACGAACUCUCGAGGCGCGAAAUCAAGCAGUACGAGCAGACCUUCAACAGAUUUGACGACGGCCGCGACGGUUUCCUUGAUCUCGCUGAACUCAAACGGAUGAUGGAAGUUCUCGGGGCUCCGCAGACUCAUCUUGGCCUGAAAGCCAUGAUUCAGGAGGUAGACGAGGAUCGUGACAGCCGAAUCUCUUUCCGAGAGUUUCUCCUAAUAUACCGAAAAGCUCGAGCCGGUGAGCUGGACCAGGGAUCCGGGCUGGGACAACUUGCAAGACUGACGGAAGUCGACGUUGACGAAGUGGGCGUAAACGGUGCGAAAAACUUCUUCGAAGCCAAGAUCGACGAGUUACGCAAAGCCAAUAAAUUUGAAGAUGAGAUCCGGAUGGAGCAAGAGGACCGUAAACGCGAGGAAGAAGAAAAAGCUGCCAGACGCGCACAAUUUCGUGAAAAGGCUGCCCUCUUUGGUAAUAAUUGAGAUAAGAAACUGGAAGAAAAUGAGAGAGGAGAAGAGGAGAGUAACGAAACAACAACAUGUAUGCUGUAAAAGUUGUGAAGAAAAAAAAAACAGAGCUCCGGAGUCAAAGUAUGCGAUAUAGUUUUGUAAAAUUUCGAUGUAUUGUAAAAUUUUGAUAAUUGUUUGUUGAUAUGAAGCUAGGUGUUAUAUAAUUAUUGAACGCGUUUAUAAAUAUGUUAUAUGUAGAAUGCGUAUAAUUGAAGUUAUCUAUCAGACAUCUUUGCGGUUAUGUUAAAGGUAAAAGGUAUAUGACAACUUGCAACUUGCUCAAAACAAGAGAACGAAUAUAUUAUAAUGUAUAGAUAGAUAGAUAGAUAGAUGUAUAGGUAGAUAACUUCAAGUAAGAUCGUAAUAGUCAAUCUUCGUCAGGAAACAAA
Molecule: messenger RNA, 1339 nt
Organism: Neodiprion fabricii
Lineage: Eukaryota; Metazoa; Arthropoda; Insecta; Hymenoptera; Diprionidae
Gene: Swip-1
Product: EF-hand domain-containing protein D2 homolog
Exons: 4
Coding region: 336-923 (195 amino acids)
Molecular function (GO): calcium ion binding
Source: RefSeq, a predicted model, not a curated record